This is a messenger RNA of Moneuplotes crassus, 959 nucleotides long. The record is from the annotation of a GenBank genome assembly. NCBI's taxonomy places the organism in Eukaryota, Ciliophora, Spirotrichea, Euplotida, Euplotidae.
AAAAAUGUCUGUGACAACAACAGUGAUUACCUUAUUGGCUCAGCUCUAUGAUAUAGUACAAUUUAGGUUGCCACCAGGCCCAAAAUUUGUACCCAUCAACUGGGUAUUAAACACCCAAAAGUUCGGAUGCUGGAUCUGGCUGCUUUGCCUGAUGAUUUACUAUGAUAAUUGGUCAAGAGGAGCUUGGAUUUAUUUCUUUCUCCAUGGAACUUACGGACUAUCUUGGAUUGUCAAGGAUUUAGUAUUUCCAGAUGUUACAUUUAGACAAAAAGUCACUUUUGGAUCUGCCUUAAUUCUUAUUCUAGUACUUAUUACAUAUCUCCUUCCUGGAUAUCAGAUGAUGUCGAGAGUCGCAGAUAAUAACCCCUCAAAAGAAAGAAUUAUCACAGCUUGUGUAUGAUACAUUGUUGGAAUAUUUUUAAUGAUUGGGGCAGACUUACAGAAGAAUUAUAUCCUUAAACUUGGCGGAGGAUUGAUUUCAACUGGAUUCUUUAAAACUACUAGAAAUCCUAAUUAUCUGGGAGAAAUGUUAAUUUACAGCUCCUUUGCAAUCAUAUGAGGAAGAUGGGAAUUCUGGAUGAUAAAUAUCUUUGUCUGGCUAACACUCUUCCUUCCAAGGAUGGUUAUAAAAGACAUAAGUUUGGCUAAGAAGAAAGGAUGGGAAAACUAUGAUAGCUAUAUGCUUUUACCAAAACUAAGCUCUUCACAUCUUGACAAUUUUAUUAUAUACUCAUCAUUGGCCAUUCUUGGCUUGAUGUUGUAUAAGUCAUGCAUGUGUGAAAGCAACUUUUCAAAGUGUCAAUGAAUGGAAGAAUUGUCUACAUUACUAAAGUUUUAUCAAACUCCAAGUUUGGCUAACUUGACCAAAGAUUUGAAAGCCAUAAUCUCAUGUUUUGGUGAUAUUGAACUAUUCACUCUCCCAAGUUACUCGGUAAAUUUUAUGAAAUCUUAUUUGUAAA